AUGGUCGGAGAGUUGACCUUUGCCAGCAAGAUGGGAUUCAUGGAACAAGGCAAGGAUCUGGAUGCCAUGAUGGCAGGAAACAAGGACUUUCUCGCAUAUGCAGCCGUCUAUGGCCAAAUUCCAGCAAUCCACAAAGUCCUUCUAAGCAAUCCGCUGCUCGCCAGGCUCAUGCCUGCAAUGGAGACCUGGAACCCGGUUCUUCUUUUCACGCUCAAGGUCAUCAACGGACGAGCUGCAGCUAAACGAGGAGGUCAGCGAACCAAGGCCGAUGUCGAAGCUCAUGACAUGCCCAGCCGCUGGGAAAAGGUCUAA
Messenger RNA from Cladophialophora immunda, 312 nucleotides. RefSeq lists its product as uncharacterized. Lineage: Eukaryota; Fungi; Ascomycota; Eurotiomycetes; Chaetothyriales; Herpotrichiellaceae. The transcript has 2 exons. The record is from RefSeq and is a predicted model, not a curated record. Bases 1 to 312 code for a protein of 103 amino acids.